CUCCUUCGUACUUCAGUUUCCUCUACAUUUAUGUCACUUCUGGCUGUGGUUUCCUCGCGGAGGCGGCUGAAAGUGAUGGUUUUGUGCUUCUUUUGCAGAGAAUGGGUGCUGAAAAGCAGCCUGCUGAUAGCCAUGGCGGUGUACACCUACCUGCGGCUCAUCGUGGACCACCACGGCACCUCUCAGCUGCAGGCGCUGCGUCAGAAGGAGGUGGAUUUCUGCAUCUCCCUGCUGCGGGAGCGGUUCAUGGACUGCUUCAUGAUCGGCCGGGACCUCGUACGGCUGCUGCAGAACGUGGCGAGGAUCCCCGAGUUCGAGCAGCUCUGGAAGGACAUCAUCCACAACCCGCAGGUCCUCAGCGCGCAGUUCACAGGUGUCCUGCAGCUCCUGCAGUCCCGGACUUCGCGCAAGUUCCUGGCGUGCCGCCUCACCCCGGACAUGGAGACCAAGCUGCUCUUCAUGACCUCGCGG
Messenger RNA from Mesitornis unicolor (brown roatelo), 471 nucleotides. Its product is annotated as integrator complex subunit 3-like. The transcript has 3 exons. Gene Ontology annotation, cellular component: cytoplasm. The annotation marks the transcript as partial. NCBI's taxonomy places the organism in Eukaryota, Metazoa, Chordata, Aves, Mesitornithiformes, Mesitornithidae. The record is from RefSeq and is a predicted model, not a curated record.